This is a messenger RNA of Cherax quadricarinatus, 3056 nucleotides long. RefSeq names its product C-signal. Gene Ontology annotation, molecular function: oxidoreductase activity. Gene Ontology annotation, cellular component: cytoplasm. NCBI's taxonomy places the organism in Eukaryota, Metazoa, Arthropoda, Malacostraca, Decapoda, Parastacidae. The record is from RefSeq and is a predicted model, not a curated record.
GCGAGACUUGGCCCAGGACCACAACUGUCUCAAGAUUCUAGAGUUUGAUGUGGUUGACUACAAGAGCCUUCCAAGGUUGGUUGAGGAAGUGCAAGGUCUUCUUGGCGCCUCAGGUCUAAAUUUGCUCAUCAACAACGCUGCUAUAAUGGACACAUGUCCUACACAGAUGUUUGGGGUUCCCCUGGAGCAGCUGGAGCAGCAGUUGUUUAGCAGAGUGAUGGAGACCAACACGACAGCACCUCUUAUGUUGACCAAGGCCAUGUUACCACUGUUGCGUCAGGCAGCGAAGGGUUGUGAAGGUUGUCUCAGCGUUCAAAGAGCAGCAGUGAUCAAUGUCUCCACUAAUGCCUCCAGCAUGGGACGCUUCACUUUCAACCCUGACAUUUACGGCUACCGUGCCAGCAAGGCGGCUCUUAACAUGUUGACAAAGGCAUUGGCAAUGGAAUAUGGGAAAGAAGGCAUCUUGUUCGUGGCCAUCCAUCCAGGAUGGGUGAGGACUGACAUGGGAACAUCUGCAGCACCACUCAAUGUUGAAGAAAGUAUCAGUGAUGUCUUGAAGACUCUGAGUAACUUGACAGAGGACCACAGUGGUCUACUCAUCUCUAAUACUGGUGACAUCAUACCUUGGUAAUUUACUCUAUUUUCACUUAAAAGUUGACUUAUGAAAAAUCUUGAGUCAUUAUAUAUGUUUUUCCAGAGACAGAAAUCCUCUAACAUUUUAUAUCAUGAAUAUCAUACAUAUUAUUUAUAGCACGGAAAAAAAACUAUUUACUGUGAAAAACAGGAAUAUCAUUCAUAAUGUCCCCUCAAGGAAGGUUCCUUGAUGUUGGUGAGGGGCUCUUGAUUUAGGGAAUUGGAUCUGUGCUCCAGUUCCCCGAAUUAAGCCUGAAUGCCUUCCACAUCCCCCCCCCCCAGGCGCUGUAUAAUCUUCCGGGUUUAGCGCUUCCCCCUUGAUUAUAAUUAUAAUAAUAACAUUCAUAAUGUAAAUUUUUUUUAUUACAUUUUGCUAUGGUAUCUGUUAUAUUUUAAGCAAAUAAGAAACUUUAUAUGAUUAAGAAGGUAUUCCAGACCAACCCAGGCAAACCUGACCUGACCUGACCUGACCUGACCUGACCUGACCUAACCUAACCUAACCUAACCUAACAUAACAUAACCCCACAUAACAUAACCCCACAUAACGUAACGUAACGUAACGUAACGUAACGUAACCUAACCAAACAUAACCUAAGCUAGCCUAACCUAACGUAACCUAACAUAACCUAACGUAACCUAAUACGGUGACCAGAACUGAGCAGCAUAGUCUAAAUGAGACCUAACCAAGGUUAUAUAGAGUUGAAGAACAACCUGAGGACUUCUAUUAUCUAGAAGUAUAAAUAAUAGAAGUCCUCAGGUUGUUCUUCAACUCUAUACAUCCUUGGUUAGGCCUCAUUUAGACUAUGCUGCUCAGUUUUGGUCACCGUAUUACAGAAUGGAUAUAAAUGCUCUGGAAAACGUACAAAGGAGGAUGACAAAGAUGAUCCCAUGUAUCAGAAAUCUUCCCUAUGAGGACAGACUGAAACCCUGAAUCUGCACUCUCUCGAAAGGCGUAGAAUUAGGAGGGAUUUGAUCUAGGUGUAUAAAUGGAAAACAGGAAUAAAUAAAGGGGAUGUAAAUAGUGUGCUGAAAAUUUCCAGCCAAGACAGGACUCGCAGCAAUGGUUUCAAGUUGGAAAAAUUCAGAUUCAGGAAGGAUAUAGGAAAGUACUGGUUUGGUAAUAGAGUUGUGGAUGAGUGGAACAAACUCCCGAGUACAGUUAUUCAGGCUAAAACGUUGUGUAGUUUUAAAAAUAGGUUAGAUAAAUACAUGAGUGAGUGAGGGUGGGUGUGAGUUGGACCUGACUAGCUUGUGCUGCUGGGUCUGGUACAGUGCUCCAUCCUUGAGUGGGGAUGACCAGACUGGGUGGGUCAUUGGGAUAAUCCGGGGGGGUCAUUGGUCUAAUCCGGGAAUGGGGGGACAUGGACCUGCUCCGCAUGGGUCAGUAGGCCUGUUGCAGUGUUCCUUCUUUCUUAUGUACUUAUGUUCUAACGUAACGUAACCUAACCUAACCUAACCUAAUCUAACUUAACCUAACCUAACAUAGUAUCCUAGAACAUCCCAAGCAAACCUAACCUAACCAAAACUAACUACAAAAGUCGGUUAUGUUAGUUAGGUAACUUGAGUUUAGUUUAUAUUCAAAAUAUAUCUCAUACUCACUAAAUAUCCUGGAGUUUACCUGGAGAGGGUUUCGGGGGUCAACGCCCCCGCGACUCGGUCUGACUCCAGGCCUCAUGGUGGAUCAGGCACUGAUCAACCAGGAUGUUACUGCUGGCCGCACGUAAACUGAAGUACGACCUACAGCCCGGCUGGUCAGGUACUGACCUUAGGUGCUUGUCCAGUGCCUGCUUGAAGACAGCCAGGGGUCUAUUGGUAAUCCCCCUUAUGAAUGCUGGGAGGUAGUUGAACAGUCUUGGGCCUCUGACACUUGUUGUGUUGUCUCUUAAUGUACUCGUGUGCUGAUCACCAUGUUAUAGUUUGUGCUGGGUAACUAACAUCGUUGCUCUCCAUGUUUACACAUUUAAUGUUUUUAAAUCAUCACUGUUGUAGUUUUGUCUGGUUAAAAUACAGGAAUUAAAUGAACAUCGUAAUUAUUUAAGACACUGACCUGGUAACACUGCUGCAAUUACGUUAUAUCAAAGAAAAUGUUUAUAUAAUUAACUCAAUAACGUUUGUCUUUCAUCUUCAAUAUAAUGUGUCACAGGAUAUAUACCAUGAGAAGAUAAUUUCUCUCAUGGUAACAUGACUCACUAAAUUGUUAUAACACGAUUAACAUAAACCACAGAACGGGUGGGGUUUAAAAUCCAUGGCGAGUGCUGUGGCACUGGUCAGGAGGUUCAGAACUCACUCGUCAUGGCUUCAGAACCCCAACCUCGCCAUGGUUCCCUCAUGGUCCCCACCCUCGCCAUGGUUCCCUCAUGGUCCCCACCCUCGCCAUGGUUCCCUCAUGGUCCCCACCCUCGCCAUGGUUCCCUCAUGGUCCC